Saccostrea cuccullata (small rock oyster) is the source of this 2614-nucleotide messenger RNA. RefSeq names its product serine/threonine-protein phosphatase 6 regulatory ankyrin repeat subunit B-like. The record is from RefSeq and is a predicted model, not a curated record. Bases 145 to 2187 code for a protein of 680 amino acids. Gene Ontology annotation, cellular component: nucleus. Gene Ontology annotation, biological process: positive regulation of transcription by RNA polymerase II. Gene Ontology annotation, molecular function: protein binding; transcription cis-regulatory region binding. The transcript is spliced from 9 exons. NCBI's taxonomy places the organism in Eukaryota, Metazoa, Mollusca, Bivalvia, Ostreida, Ostreidae.
GUCAAUCAUCCGUGUUCUUCAAGGUUAAACUAUGUGUUUUACAAUACGUAGAUAAGUAUGGACAUGAUACAUAGGUAAAUUACGUAAUAACAUGGUAUUAUCUCUAGAGGAACAACAAAUUGGAAUUCUCAGGAAAACUUGGAGAUGUUGCUACUGACUAUUUUGAUAUGUCUUGCUCAGGCAGUUUUAACAGCAAAGGAAGACGUCUUAUCAGAUUAUUCUUUUCCUGUUUAUACGACUGAGAGAUGUCCAAGGGACAAACGUGAAUGGGAUGCUGCCUCUGCCAGACUACUUUGCAAUGAUUCAUAUGGAUACCACUGUGUCCCGGAUAAGACAUUCUCAUCUCUUAUUGAGUUUUGCUACCCAGACGGAAAAUUUAAACGUUUCCAGAAAGGUAAUUGUCUUGAGCUUGCUUAUACUGGUAUUUUGAACCAUGUCAAGUGCAAAAAUUUCUCUUUUGGUUGUCCUGAUCAAGACUACAACAGCAACGAGCUCUAUAACUAUCCAGCUUGUUUUAAUAUACUUGAGAACUGUUUCAUAGCGGAUAUCAGUUGUCUUAAGCUACGAACUGAUAGAAAAAAACAAAGAGCAAUGAAACAGGGUAGACAAGAUGAAUGCCUUUGCACUGGCUAUAUUGCGGCAUUUUCCGUUUUAUCAAUAUUGACCAUUAUGUGCGUUCUUGUCAAAAUAAUUCAUUUCUGCUACAACAAACAACAAAAACGGAAAAAAAAGCAAAACUUGACUUAUGAAGAAAAUCCACUUCUUAAGAGGAGAAUAAACUCAGAAAGUGAAAACAUGAGAUCGGAUCAUUUAAACAUGGAAGAUGACAUAGGCAGAUACAUUUUUGUCGAUUUCACAGUAGAAGAUGCACAGCUAUUUGAUCUCUUAAAAAGACAAUGUCUCAAUGGCGUAUAUGUUGGUUUUAAUUAUCUCGUUGAAUCUAAGGUAAUACCAAAAAAGAAAAAUGAAAUAUUUCAUCAAUAUGAUGUACAUGGAUGUACGUUAUUGCAUUAUGCAGCUCAAGGGGGAUCAAUCACCAUACUUAAAACAAUUUUAAAAACUGAUCCAGAAGCAAGACUUCAAAACGAAAGUCACCAGGGUCAAAAUGCACUGCAUUUUGCUAUAAGAUAUAAGCGAAAAGAUAUGAGCGAAUAUCUUAUUACACAACACGGGAAAACAUUUAUAAAAAGCACGGAAGGAGUAGAUCAAUCAAGUUCAAUGGAAGAAAACAAAAAUGCUUCUAUUAGGACGGGUAAAUUUGAGCCAUUUCACUGGAUUGCAUGGAAUGGAGAUUUAAGGAUCCUUGAAGUUUUGAAGGAAGCUUAUGUUGAUUUGACGAAGUUAACAAAGAAUGGUCUAGGCAUUUUAGACAUUGCAUGCAUGAAAAAGGAAAAUGAUUUCUGUAGACAUGUUAUAGAAAAUGAAAAAGAAAUUGAUAUAGAAAAGGUGGAUGCAAGUGGUUGGAACAUUGCUCAUUAUGCUGCAAUGUGUAAUAAUGUGGAGGUUAUGCAACUUCUGAAAAACAAACACGAACAACUGCUCAAAUCCAAAACGUACGGGAGUAAAACUUCUCUGCAUAUUGCAUGUGAAUAUGGCAGUAAAGAUGUUGUUUCUUACUUUAUCGAAUAUUUCAUAUCACUCUUGAACUGCAAAGAUGACAAAGGAUGGAAUGCUAUACACUUUGCCGCAAAAGGAGGCGAUUUAGAUAUUCUCGAAGAAUUGCUAAAAACUAAUAGAAUUGACUUCGAGUCUCUGACAGAUGAAGGAAAAACACUACUUCACCUUGCAUGCAUCCAUAAACGCGUGGAAAUCUGCAAGUAUGUAACCGAAAGGUUUUACGAAUGCAACAGGAAACUUUUAGAUCAGGAGACAAAAACACAUGGCUGGACCGCUGCUCAUUAUCUUGCUGUUGAGAGUAAAGGCGAUGGUAGUGAGGUGGAUAUAAUUGAGAUGUUCCUAGAUCGUGAAAUGGAACUUUCAGCCAGAACAAAAAAAGGAUACUCUAUUCUAAAUAUAGCAAUCGAUCAUUUAAAUAUAGAACUCAUAAAAACCCUUGUUACUGAGAGGUAUAGAACAGCCCUCAAAAUAACUGAGAAUAGUAUCAGAAAGGACAGAGAACAAACAAAGGAUGAACGUAUUUUGAAGAUUCUUGACGACGCCCUGUCAGAAAUGAGUGAUGAGAGAUAAGUAAUCUGAAGUCAGCUUUGAGACUUUCCACACCAGAUGCAUAAUCACUCGCUUUAAAAAUCCUUCCAUUGUGUCGAACGACAUGUUUUUAUCGUUUACUCACGUGCACUGCAUUAUUUGAAACUUCAAUGGGACUUUGUAAGAUCGAGUUUAAUUGUUAUAGCUUUUCUCUAAAGAGGUAUUAAACUAAUAUGCCGGCGAACCAAAGUCAUCAAAUUCCAUUUGAUAACAAAACUGGUUGUUUUUUCUUUUACUUUUAUAUGAUUUUUGUGUAUAAAAAUGCUAUGUAUUGUAGACACUUCAACGGCUAAAAGAAUUAUAUUCUGACCAUACAAGACUUGUAAUUAGUUUAUGCUUACUGUAUUGAUACCAGAAUAUUUAAGGUUUGAUAACAAUUAUAUUUACAGUUUUUUUGUAUUUUAAAAAA